CUCUCUCGAGCUCCCUUCAAUUAUCAUAAUCCAUGGCUAUUUCUUUAACAGGUUCUUCUCUCGCCCUUUUAUCUCUUCUUUUUGACCUAUCUACUGCUGAGGAAAUCUUGGUGGGCGGCAAGACUAAUGCAUGGAAGAUCCCAUCCGGAGAAUAUAAUGAUGACAACACAAAGGUAAAGCUUGACUGUAAUGGGCCAUUCUAUUUCGUCAGUGGAUUGAAUGGGCAUUGCAAGAAGGGCCAAAAGCUCAUUGUAGUUUUUCUCUAG
Molecule: messenger RNA, 266 nt
Organism: Prosopis cineraria
Lineage: Eukaryota; Viridiplantae; Streptophyta; Magnoliopsida; Fabales; Fabaceae
Product: early nodulin-like protein 1
Exons: 2
Coding region: 33-266 (77 amino acids)
Molecular function (GO): electron transfer activity
Source: RefSeq, a predicted model, not a curated record